AUGAUAACCCCCGCUGCUGAGGCAUGGCGGGGUGACGUUGAAUUUACCUAUGCAGACCCCGACGAGGUGCUGGACCCCGGUGCCUUCUCGGUUGCUGAGCCUCUGUACUCCGUGGAUUCUGAGCUAUCUACGGAAAGCUCAAACAAGCAGUGGUCCUGCCGGCUGCUGCCAUGUCUGCCCCCCUUAGGCCUUGUCUCUGCCUCCAUUGGUUUGCAGCUAGGAGCUGCGCUCCUCUUGCUUGCUGCUGCAACAAACGGGCAACGCCUCCACGGUUUGACCCCCAGCCUUCUAGACCCGGAGUUGCCUUUAAUCCGUGCAAGCUUCAAAACCAGGGACCCCAGGACAUAUGCAUGGUGCCUUGCGUAUGCCUGGGCAUGGUCUUUGAUCAUCUUUGUGGUUUUGGCAGUGGCUUCAGCGAUCAUGGCUGUUCUCCUGGGGUGUUGCAAGUGGGCAAGGGUCCUUAGGGCCUUGAGCAUCGUUCAGUCCUUAAUUUCUCUGGGGACGGCCCUGACAUGCUGCAUGUGGCUCUCCGGGUACUCUGUCUCUCAGUCAUCCAUAGACAAUGCAGCCGUUGACCAAUUUUUAGAGCCCUUCAACUAUGGAACACUGUUAUUUGCAAAGACACACGAAGUUAUACUCAGAGCGACAGGAGGAAUGACUGCAGCGGCCGCUGCCGCCGCCGCUAGGGCUUCCAGGGCCACUUGCCAUGAUACCGCAACAGGAGCGAUGACGACCAGUGCAGCGUUGAUUGCAUCUUGGGCAGCAAGUUUUCUACAGAUUCAAGCAGCGCUGGGGGGGAUGGCUCCUCCGGUAUUUGGUGUCCCUGCAGUUUUGCUGUCCUGCGCAUGUCUCAUUUGUCUGAACUUUGGGUGCCUUGAGCGCUGGAACAACAUGAUCUUGACGAUGCUAUUUUUGGCUUCCGCUUUUGUUGCCACAGUAGCAUGGGUAGCGGCACAAGAGGUGUAUGCGAUAAACUACAGCACUCGGCCUCACUCAGAUUCCUUCAUUGUAAAGCUUCUAAAGAAACUAGUAGACAUCGAACAGUGGGGAAUAGCAUUAGGAAUGGAAGUUGGAGUCGCCUGCUUCGCUGUUAUAUCCGCAACACAAUCUGUGUUGUGUAUCUUCGCCACCACGGUAAUGUUUUACCGAGUGUUCGGCCACAGGAUAGAAGCAUGCAGGAGGAAGCGAAAGCAGAGAAAAAGAGACAAGGCAACAUGUGAAACAAGAAGACACUCCCCGUGCAGCCACCCAGCGGCAGUCAUCAGCACAUACACCUCGCCUGUCGCUAAGUCCCCUGUUUCAAUCCUGGCUCCUUCCGCGAAGAUCCUUGUGCCACCACCCCCGCAUGCGGUACUGCCUUAG
Molecule: messenger RNA, 1362 nt
Organism: Cyclospora cayetanensis
Lineage: Eukaryota; Apicomplexa; Conoidasida; Eucoccidiorida; Eimeriidae
Exons: 2
Coding region: 1-1362 (453 amino acids)
Source: RefSeq, a predicted model, not a curated record